Messenger RNA from Gamsiella multidivaricata, 1185 nucleotides. RefSeq names its product 5, 10-methenyltetrahydrofolate synthetase-like protein. NCBI's taxonomy places the organism in Eukaryota, Fungi, Mortierellomycota, Mortierellomycetes, Mortierellales, Mortierellaceae. Gene Ontology annotation, biological process: tetrahydrofolate interconversion; folic acid-containing compound biosynthetic process. Gene Ontology annotation, cellular component: mitochondrion. Bases 370 to 975 code for a protein of 201 amino acids. The record is from RefSeq and is a predicted model, not a curated record. The transcript is spliced from 6 exons. Gene Ontology annotation, molecular function: 5-formyltetrahydrofolate cyclo-ligase activity.
CAUAACUCCUCUCUUUCCAUCUCUCUUGGGCGUCCUCGGACGAUCUCCUCUAUUGAGCUCUUGGAUCAUCCAGGAUAAACAAGGCCGGAUCUAUGAAUCUGAUGCAUGCAAUCCUACAACGUGCCAGGGAGGCAGUGUUGUCGCAAACAACGCGCUUUCCACCUGCAACGUUUUUACCUGCUCUUUUCUAUUCCGGAACCCUGUCAGAAAUGUGUCCAAGUCCUGGGCGCUUCCCACACCACUAGAUGAAGAGUCACAUACUCAAUCCAUACCUCGACCUGAAACCCGCUGGUUGUACAGCAGCAUGCGAGCACUCAUUACAAUAGACACCAUCUUUGAAUCAUUAAGCAUUUCCUCCUUUCGAUCCUCAUGAAUCCUGCAUUGCGUGCCCUCAAGAAUACGAUCCGAAAGGACUUGCGACAGAAGCUCGCUGCUCUCACGCCGGAGGAGAUCAGGCGCCAGUCCUUGAUCGUGACUGAGAAGCUCUUGGAGAUGCCCGUGUUCAAAGAAAGUCAGAACGUCAGUGUGUAUAUCAGUAUGCAUGGCGAGAUCUCUACUCCAGAUAUCAUUCGGACGCUGUUGGAACAGAACAAAUCAUGUUAUGUUCCUAGGUGUAAAGGCAGCAAUAUGGAUAUGGUCAAGAUUGAAUCCUGGGAAGACUUUAUGUCCUUGCCCAAGAAUAGCUGGAAUAUCCCUGAACCAGCCCACGAUGAAUCAAGAGAAAACGCGUUGGAUACCUUGCAUGGACUUGAUCUUAUUGUCAUGCCUGGACUUGCGUUCGACCACACAGGAACGCGACUUGGCCAUGGUCGAGGGUAUUAUGAUAAUUAUCUUAUCAAGAUCAACGCGCACAACAAGUCUAUUGGACGUCCCCCAGUAACCACAGUUGCGCUUGCACUGACGGAGCAAAUUGUCGAUACGCCAUUGCCACGAUGCGAGACAGACAUCAACCCACAGAAAAUCCUUUACCCCUGAUCUUGGACAGGAUCAGUUAUUCAAAUUCCAUCAGUGACAAUUCACUUUUAAAACCUGUCCACUAUUCUCUCGACCCAAUCUGCACUUCAUUUGAAGCAUGGCUUAUGGAUGCGGAUAUAUUUAUCGGGGCCGAGGCAACUAAUAAAACGAUACCGUGUUAGUAAAAUUGACCCAUUUUACAGCCAUUUGCCGAUAAGAACUCCAGCAACA